Molecule: messenger RNA, 2087 nt
Organism: Folsomia candida
Lineage: Eukaryota; Metazoa; Arthropoda; Collembola; Entomobryomorpha; Isotomidae
Product: esterase E4
Exons: 13
Coding region: 219-1898 (559 amino acids)
Source: RefSeq, a predicted model, not a curated record
CAAAUCAUUCAUUCCUCGUCCAAUUUCACUUCAACCAACAUCAACACGACCGGCUGAUCGGUGAAAAAUCUACAAUUUAAUAAUUUUGCAAAAUAUCCUCAUUGGUCGUGUCCAAUCGCUUUUGGAUUGUGGGGAGGACGUUUUAUCGCCGCGGUGGCCUGUGCAAAACUCGGUCAAUUAAGAAGAUUGACCCAUUAUUUCGCAUAAAUAAAAGGACAAUGAUGUCAGGUAUUUCAGGGUCAAAAGAUCCAAUUAUUGACCUUCCUCAAGGAAUCGUGGAAGGGGUUUUACUACAGUCGAGAGAGUGCCGAGAUUAUUUUGGAUUUUAUGGAAUCCCUUUCGCCAAACGGUGUCCGGAACGAUUUCAGCCUCCGGAACGAUGGGAGAAAUGGAGUGGACUUUUAGACGGGAAAAAACCACGGGAACGUUGCGCCCAAGCGAGUCUCAUCACACGACGUGUUUUGGGGAGUGAAGAUUGUCUUUUUCUGAACGUUUUUACGCCACAACUCCCCUCCGGAAAAAAUAAAAGAUCUCCAAAUAGUAUCUCAUCGACGAAUGGUUUGCCAGUUAUGGUUUUCAUUUUCGGUGGAGGAUAUUAUGUCGGAGGUGGUGAUUUGUAUGGGGGGAAAUAUCUCAUAGAUCAAGACGUUAUCUUGGUCACUUUUAAUUAUAGACUUGGUGCUUUUGGCUUCCUCAACAGUGGGGACGGCCAGGUAGGAGGCAACAUGGGGAUGAAGGACCAAGUCAUGUGUCUCAGAUGGGUGCAGGAAAACAUUUCCUAUUUCGGCGGUGAUAAGGACAACGUUACUCUUUUUGGCGAGUCGGCGGGCGCCGCGUGUGUUCAUUUUCAUUUAAUGUCGCCCAUGAGCAAGGGGCUUUUUCACCGAGGGAUCAUGCAGAGUGGGAAUGCUCUCAGUCCUUGGGCUUUCACGAAACGACCCGAACAAAAAGUACGCGAUCUCGUGAAACAAUUGGGGAUUGAGUGUGACCUCACCGAUAUGACUGAAAUGGUCAAAGUGCUCAAAGAAGUCAAUCCCUACGCCAUUGCGGCGCAACGAAUGGAUUUUACGGAAUGGAAGGAGCAACCUCUUAUCGCAUUUACGCCAAGUGCCGAGUCCGGUCCACCAUCGGACCACACUUUCUUGGCUGAUUGUCCUCUCGACGUUGUAAAAUCUAACCGGUUUGCCACCCAAGUUCCACUCAUGAUGGGGGUAAACGCUCAGGAAGGUGCUUAUCGAGCAAUACCCCUCCUCCAAAAUCCGAGCCGUCUCCAAGCCGCAAAUUCCGCCUGGUUUGACGAAGCUCCGAAACAUCUCAUUUAUGAUAAAUCCUCACUCCCGACCGGAAAUGAGUUCGCCUCGGCCGUGCGAAAAUUUUACUUUGGCGACAAACUCAUCAGUCCCGAAUCGAGGGGGAGAUUAAUCGACAUGUUUUCGGAUAGAUUUUUCAUCCAUUCGACCAAAACGACGGCUCUGUAUCACGCCUCCUUUCAGACGGAGGAGAAUCCAAUAUUUCUCUAUUUUUUUGACUACCACGGAGAAUUCAGUUAUUUAAACUCGUUCGGAAUUUUGGAAACUUAUGGUGCCACACAUGCGGACGAAUUACAGUACAUCAUGAACCAAAAGAUAUUCUACUCGAAUAUCGUAAAGGGUACGGAAGAUGACUACAUGAUUGGCAAAAUGUCCGAGAUGUGGGCAAAUUUCGGGAAAAUUGGUAAUCCAAAGCACAGCUCGUCAAAUACUUGGGAGCCUCUGGGUCGCCACAUCGUCCCCACUUCCCCUGAGGAAAGAAGAUCUUUAAAAUAUUAUCAUAUUUCUAAAACAGGGUCAAAAAUGAUAGACGAGCCAUUCAAGUCGAGAAUGGCAUUUUGGGAGAGUUUACAGUGCGACGAUUUUUAAUAUUUGUAGGACUUAUGAUCUGAUUAAAUUUUGCAAGUUAGGUAUCUUUUUACAAUUAAAAUUGCAACAUUUUGAAAUAUUUCAGAUGAAUUGUAUUCAUUUUGUAUGGAAGAGAAAUUACGCAACUACUUAUUUCACCCAAUUUCAUGAAAAAAUGUCCAUUAAAAACGAUCGUAAAUACGUACAACU